UCGCCGGCCGGCGUGCAGAAGACAGACAUGGCCAGCAUGAGAGCGCUAGGGUUGCUAAAGUCUCUCCCGCGGACAGCACUUCUAUCUAACUCUGCAGGGACGGGCAGCAGAUUGCACAGGUUUUUGUCCGUGUCAGCAGUCAUGUCCUCUCGAGUUCACAUCAAGUAUGAGGUGAAGGGAGACGUUGGGGUGAUUCGCUUCAACUCCCCAAACUCAAAGGUGAACACCUUAUCUCGGGAGGUUAAUGCCGAGAUGGGAGAAAUCCUGGAUCAGUUUCUGAAAGAUAAUAGUGUACGUAGCGCUGUUCUCAUCUCUGGAAAGCCUGGCUGCUUUAUAGCUGGUGCUGAUAUAGGAAUGUUGGAAGCAUGUAAGACAGCAGAUGAGGUGGAGAGUUUGUCAAGGAAUGGACAGGCGAUGUUAGCCAGGAUGGAGGCGAACCCCAAACCUAUCGUGGCUGCUAUCAUGGGCUCCUGUCUCGGGGGAGGAUUUGAGGUUGCCUUGGGGUGUCAUUACAGAAUAGCUGUCAAGACCAAGAGUACAGGGAUGGGCUUCCCGGAGGUGAUGUUAGGUUUACUGCCCGGAGCUGGCGGCACCCAGAGAACGCCCAAACUGACUGCCCUACCCACAGCCCUGGAUUUAUUGCUGACCGGGAGAACGAUUAAAGCUGACAGAGCCAAGAGGCUAGGACUGGUCGACCAACUGAUAGAUCCUAUUGGACCUGGUAUUAAAACUAGCGAAGAAAGAACCCUGGAAUAUUUGGAAGAAGUUGCCAUUCAGACUGCAAGAGGACUCGCUGAUGGAACCGUGAAGAAAGCACCCCGUACAAAAGGUUUACAAGACAAGAUCAUGGACUUUAUUCUGCAGUACCCUGCUGGGAAGAACUACGUGUUUGGGAAGGCUCGUCAGACGGUGAUGAAGCAGUCGGGAGGACUGUACCCAGCUCCACUCAAAAUCCUUGAUGUUGUGAGGACGGGUCUUGAGAAAGGAGAGAAGGCUGGUUAUGAGGCUGAAGCAGCGGGAUUUGGUCAAUUGGCAAUGACCAGUGAGUCCAAGGCUCUGAUUGGUCUAUACCAUGGGCAAACACACUGCAAGAAGAACCGGUUUGGAACACCACAGAAGGAAGUCAAGACGCUGGCCGUGUUAGGGGCAGGGCUGAUGGGUGCUGGCAUCGUUCAAGUGAGCAUUGACAAGGGCUACCAGGUGUUGAUGAAGGACAUGUCUGUACAGGGGCUGGCCAGAGGAGAAGAUCAGGUGGUCAAGGGGAUGACAACAGCUGUCAAGAAGAAGAAGAUAACUAGUUUUGAGAAAGACAAGAUCCUGGCCAAUAUGGACCCCACCCUGACCUAUGACAACUUCAACCAGGUGGACAUGGUGAUAGAGGCGGUGUUUGAAGAUCUGACCAUCAAACAUAAAGUGAUCGAGGAGGUGGAGAAGCACAUCCCAGAACAUUGUAUCUUUGCCUCAAACACGUCCGCCCUACCCAUUACACAGAUAGCCAAGGCCAGCAAGCGACCAGAGAAGGUCGUUGGCAUGCACUACUUCUCACCUGUGGACAAGAUGCAGCUGCUUGAAAUCAUCACUACAGACAAGACAUCGAAAGACACAGCAGCUUCGGCGGUGGCUGUGGGGCUGAAGCAAGGAAAGGUUGUGAUCACAGUGGGGGAUGGACCAGGUUUUUACACCACCAGGAUAUUGGCCCCCAUGAUGUCGGAAGCUGUCAGGCUGCUUCAGGAGGGCGUCAGCCCUAAAGACCUGGACAAACUGACCAAGAAGUUUGGGUUCCCAGUAGGGGCGGCGACCCUGGCGGAUGAGGUCGGUGUGGAUGUGGCUGCUCACGUGGCUGAGGACCUGGGGAAAGUGUUCGGGGCUAGGUUUGGAGGCUCAGACGCUGGGGUACUGAAGGAGAUGGUACAGCAUGGAUUUCUGGGUCGCAAAGCUGGCAAGGGUCUGUAUAUCUAUGACAAGAAUGUGAAAGAGAGGAUUGAAAACUCUGAGGCUUUGGCCAUUCUGGAGCGACACAAGAUAGAACCCAAGACACAGCAUACAGAAGAAGAGCUUCAGUUACGUCUGGCCAGUAGAUUUGUCAACGAAGCUGUCCUCUGCCUGCAAGAAGGCAUUCUACAUUCUCCCCUGGAUGGAGACAUUGGAGCUGUCUUUGGUCUUGGUUUUCCACCAUUCCUUGGAGGUCCCUUCCGGUAUCUUGACUUGCAUGGAGCUGACAGCCUGGUGAACCACAUGAAGAAAUUCCAGGAGCUGUACGGUGACCAGUUCAAGCCAUGUCAACUGUUACAGGACCACGCUAACGAUUCCAGUAAACGCUUUCAUAAGGCAGCUUGAGCAGAUGCUCCCCUAGGAUGUUCACAACACAGACAAUAGAGACGUCUUUAGCCCUGCUUCAACAUGUCAAAUCAAGACGGCAAUCUCACAUUUUAACCCACAAUAAUAUUGAUUUCAGGUAUUGCUGUAUAAAAGCUGAAUUUGUACAGAUGUAUAUAGUUCAUACUUGUCAGGUACUUGUCAAAAAAAAGACCUUCACAAUCAAAUUUUGGGUUUAUUUAUGUAAGUGUUUAUCAUCAGAACAAUUGAACAUGGCAGGAAUCGUGUGCCAGUCUUUCGUACUGAAGCAAGUCUGUAUCUUAUACCUGUUCAUAGGCUUGUUUACCCAAGCUAUUUAUGCAAAUGUAUAUUUUCUUUAUUGUCCAGCGUUCUCUCUUUCACAGGCAAAUUCAAUGUUGACUAUCAUUUGCAACCCUUUAAUAGCUAAACAAACAUCUUGCAUGCCUAGUCUAACUAGUUUAGUCUGACGGGGAGAACUCAGCGUUGUCGUCCUUCUCUGGAUUAUCUCCCUUGUGUCAUGUUACAUGCCUGUUAUGUUUGAGUAGCCUGUUUGUUGUUACUUGUUAAAAAGGUCAGGGGACAUCUUGAAGUGCUCAAAUUGAUAUUCAUUUUACAAGCCUGUCAGCAUUAGCCUCAGUGUGGGAAAGAAACACUUUGUGGACCUAAUUGAAGAAAAAAAAAUCAUGAGAUAUUCUUCAGCAUGAAGUCUCUGAUAAUAAUUCUGUUAAACAUCUUGUCAAAUAUUUCCAAUAUUUAGUGUCAAUAGGCUGAAAUAUUACUUAUAAAAUCACUGUUUGCUGCAUCCGAUAAGAUAGGCUCAAGUGUAUCUGGGAUCAUGCAGUGUGUGAGUGGGUUUGAAACUGCUGGUGUGGUACACAGAGUGUAGAAAUGUUUGUCUGAUAAUUGCAUUAAAUUUUGGAAAAUGAACAAUGCUAGUUACUUUUUAUAUUGUAUUAAUAAAUUAAAAAGCAUUGUUAAACAAAUGAACAGUUGUCACAUAUUUAUAUGUCUAAUAUAUCCGUAACUAUAUUGCAUUGUACUCGUGCUGUAAAAUUUUGACGUCAGACAAAAGACUGAUCUGGAGAAGUCACCAAAUGAUCUGGGGAGGUCACUAGACGAUCUGGAGAGGUUAA
This is a messenger RNA of Liolophura sinensis, 3470 nucleotides long. RefSeq names its product trifunctional enzyme subunit alpha, mitochondrial-like. The transcript has 22 exons. Bases 28 to 2337 code for a protein of 769 amino acids. Gene Ontology annotation, molecular function: NAD+ binding; long-chain (3S)-3-hydroxyacyl-CoA dehydrogenase (NAD+) activity; enoyl-CoA hydratase activity. Gene Ontology annotation, cellular component: mitochondrial fatty acid beta-oxidation multienzyme complex; mitochondrion. Gene Ontology annotation, biological process: fatty acid beta-oxidation. The record is from RefSeq and is a predicted model, not a curated record. Lineage: Eukaryota; Metazoa; Mollusca; Polyplacophora; Chitonida; Chitonidae.